UAACUGUGUUUACGACGCAGAACUGAUAGUGAAAUGAGUGCGCACGCUUUUGAUGUUAGGAGACAAUGCCGUGAAAUUAUCUUAGACAUAACAGAUAAACAAGGAAACUCGUCAUUAGACGAUACAAAAGCCGUAAGGAAAUGGCUGCUUUGUAACCGAGAGGUACCAACCAGACUUCAGGGAAAACUGCCACGGUGUGGAUUAUCAGCUGUUAGCAUGGCAGUGGAACUGAUAAAGAGAGAAGAGGAUGAUAACUAUGUUGCAUCAUCUGCACAGAAACUGUAUGAAGAAGAAUUGGACAACUUACUGAUAUUGGCAAAAUCCAGGGGUUUUUCCAAUCAAGGGGAAUUGUACUCUGCAGAAAAUCUUGCUUGUCUUGCUGAGGAAUUUUAUGGUGUGGAAUGCUCAGUCAUGAGUAAUGGAUUGGAGGAUCACCAUUCUACUGUCUCUAAAUUACUCAAGGGAACAGCAGUGCUUGUCCCAUAUGAUGCUGAUAAGAACAAUAAACCCUGUUUGGAGAAUGGCCACCGAGCUCAUUGGGCCUUGCUUACGGGUGUCAUGUGUGAACUGAGUGACAACAGCAUCGACUGGACAUUGUUUGAACAAGAUGUUGACGUUCCUACAUUAUUUUAUGCAAGUCCAUCACAGUCAUUUGUCUUACCACCCAACUGUACACUGCAACAUGUUUACUUUUGCAUAAAGCAUGGUAAAUCAAACCACACAGCUGUUUGGACUCUUGAAAGCUUAAAGAGUAGUAAUGCAAAUCUUUUGGAACUAGACCCGAAACGAAGACUAGCUGGGAAUUGGGUUGUUCCUAGAGAUGACCUGAGGGUUGGACUUUGUCAGAAAAUUGUGUUAAUGUCUGGAAAAAGUUAUAAAACUGAGUAUCAAUUGUAAGAAUAUAUUGAACAAAAAUACUGGAUGCCAACAAAUUUAUUUACCAGUUCUGAAUAUCGUCUGAUUCAAAAGAGUACUAUACUAUAACAAUGAAUUGAAUAAAGUCUCAGUCUACAAUA
This is a messenger RNA of Stylophora pistillata, 1016 nucleotides long. Its product is annotated as actin maturation protease. The record is from RefSeq and is a predicted model, not a curated record. NCBI's taxonomy places the organism in Eukaryota, Metazoa, Cnidaria, Anthozoa, Scleractinia, Pocilloporidae.